Molecule: messenger RNA, 1899 nt
Organism: Marasmius oreades (fairy-ring Marasmius)
Lineage: Eukaryota; Fungi; Basidiomycota; Agaricomycetes; Agaricales; Marasmiaceae
Exons: 12
Coding region: 14-1399 (461 amino acids)
Molecular function (GO): iron ion binding; monooxygenase activity; oxidoreductase activity, acting on paired donors, with incorporation or reduction of molecular oxygen
Source: RefSeq, a predicted model, not a curated record
CCAAACCAUCACGAUGAUUGUACUCAAUCGUGUCGAUAUCGCUGUAACAGCUCUAUCCCUUGUUCUUCUCUUCUCUUUAUACUUCUUCAGCCGGAGAAGUACUCACAAGAACCUCAGAGGUCCACCUGCUCCGUCCUAUCUGCUGGGUCUUGAGUACGAGUUACAAACAAAGACCUUUGAAGAGGGCUUUGUCAGAUGGUCAAAGGAGUACGGAACUGCCUACAGACUUCAAGGGUGUCUUGGGGAAACCAUGCUCGUGGUAUCAGAUCCGCUAGCGAUACACCGUAUACUACAUGAAUCGUUACAAGACUAUCCUGCAGCCGCGGAUGUCAGGAGAUUGUUUGAGAUGAUCUUUGGAAAGGGUGUGAUUUCGGUUAAAGGCGAAGAUCAUAAACGACACCGAAGAGUAUUAGGCCCUGCCUUCUCUAUCAACCAUAUGCGACAGUUCUUGCCGUUGUUUCAGCGUCACGUCAAUCACCUCUCGGAAAAAUGGGACACCGUACUUCAGGGAAAGACUCAAACCAUCGAUAUCAUCCUUUGGCUCCAUAAAUUAGCUCUCGACAUCGUCGGAGAAAGCGCAUUUAACUACCACUUCGACGCGCUCAAUAACAAACCUAACGAGCUAACAACAGCACUCUACGCCUUCGAGAAACUCGCAGGAGAACACACUCCAACGAUGACCCUAAUCCAGGCCAUCCUACGCCAUAUCCCAGACUCGAUCGUAUCAUGGAAAACGAAGCACUUCCCGUUUCACGGGGACAAAGUCGUUAAACGGUUUCUAGAAGUAUCGAAUGAGAAAGCGAGAGAAUUUCUUAAGAAGGCCGGAUUAGACUUGGAUCUUGACAGCAAUGAAGCGAAGGAUGAGACGGGCAUGGAACGAGACAUUCUUAGUAUUCUUGCGCGUGCAAACCGAGCAGAGGAUCCGAGGAAGAGACUAAGCGAAGAGGAGAUGUUGUCGCAGAUGUCAACUAUAAUUCAAGCCGGCCAUCAUACAACCGGAUACACUAUCUCUUGGAUACUCUACCAACUCGCUGCUCAUCCGGAAGAUCAAGCGAAGGUAUACGAAGAGAUCAGACAGGAAACCUUCCGUCUCCAUCCCCCCGUACCGAAACUCGAAAGAGAGGCAUCAAAGAACGACAUUCUCCUCUUAGACUUCCCCGUCGUCUGCCGGGAUGGAACAACGAUAGAUGCCGUCCCCGUUAGGAAGGGACAGAGGAUCAAAGUGGAUAUUACAAGUUAUAAUAGACUGGAGAGCGUAUGGGGUGAAGACGCGGAUUCGUGGAACCCUAAACGCUUCGAGCCGAUUUCUACGCACCCGAACGGCAAAGAACAAACUCAAGUCGGACUCUUCGCGAAUGUUCUGACGUUCAGUGGCGGGCCGAAAGGUUGUCUUGGGUGAGUUAUGGAUGGCCAUUCAUGGAUUUGUCCCGUUUUCCCGUUUUCCUGGCUUCACUCGCUCCCGCUCACUCCAGUGUUCAAUACCAUCUAGUUGGCGAUUCGCGUACGUCGCUAAGCUUUUUGUUUCCCCAUCAGAAUUGUUCAGUCAAACUCAUAUCAUGAUUCAUCCAUCCAUCCCUAGCUUAAUGGAAUUACAGGCUAUGACCGUGGGUUUAGUCGAACGAUACGAAUUUUCGACUGUUACGGAUGUGGAAAUCGAAGCAGGAAGUAUCGGGUCCCAAACUGCCGUGAUGGUUGUUCCAUCUGUCAAGGGAAAACAUAUGGAAGGGCCUAAGCUUCCGCUGAAGGUGACAGCGAGGGCGGCAGUUUGAGUAUUGAUGUUAUUUAAAUUUACAUUCAUCUUCGCCCAAAUUCCCAUGCAGAUGACUGGGGACCAGAAGCCGAAGCAUAGGUAUAAUCGUCUGAUGUGUAUGCCAAUCCUUGAACGAAUUGAUCGAGGCA